AUGGAUACGCCAGAAAAUGUUGCUGACUUGCUAAAGCAGUUUAGGGAGAAUGUGUUUGACAUUUUGACUCCGGACCACACAGAUGCUAUUCUGCUCAAAUGGUUGAGAGCUCGAAAUUACAACCUGAAAAAGGCGGAAUAUAAUUUUCGAGAGGUGGAUUCUAAUAAAACUAUAUUUGGGGUAAAAACUAUGUUGGAAACAUACGUAAAACCUGAGGUGGCUGAAAAAUAUGAGAGGACCUGUUUGAUUGGGAUUGCUAAAGAUGGAACGCCCAUUAGAUACGUAUCUUUUGGGUUGGAUUAUCAAGGCUUCAUAAUGUCUUUGACGGGAUACGAACAAUGUCUGUACUUUUCAUACUGCAUGGAACUGGACCUUGCAACUGCCAGGAAAGAAAACGAAAAGACUGGUAAAAAUGACCAAAAUGAAGUGACUUAUAUUUUCGAUAUGGAAGACUUCGCCCUUCAGGACUACAUGCAUAAAUGCGUGAUGGAAAGUGGAAUGGACUUCUUCCGCCUGCUUCAAGAUCAUUACCCAGAAGUAUGGAAGCAUAUUCUCAUCAUUAACGCGCCUGGUUAUUUCCACAGAGCUUUCAACCUCUUAAAGCCUAUUUUUCGGGCAACACUUCUGGAAAAGAUUCAAGUGGUGUCUAAAAAUCAAACUGGAGAACUAUUGAGAAAGUACAUUGACGACGACGUGCUUCCCUCCUUUUUAGGGGGUAAAAGAGUCGAUUCGAAGGGCGAUCCCAAAUGUGGUGAAGUGUUUCCAAUAAUGAAUCAUCCGUAUUGCAAGAUUCCUCAAGAGUUCUACGUUAAUAAUCGAAAGCCCCUCCUCUCCCUCAAAGAGCCCGGGGUUCAGAGUGUAACCAUCGGUGCUAGGUCUGUUUACAAUGUUCCCGUGGUGGUAAAAAAAGCUUGUACAAAGGUCAGUUUCCGGUACAGGUCGGAAGGAGGAAGCCUCGGCAUUCGAAUCCUCUACCGGGAAAAUGAGUAA
Messenger RNA from Uloborus diversus, 990 nucleotides. RefSeq names its product SEC14-like protein 2. The record is from RefSeq and is a predicted model, not a curated record. Gene Ontology annotation, cellular component: cytoplasm. The coding region runs from base 1 to 990 and encodes 329 amino acids. NCBI's taxonomy places the organism in Eukaryota, Metazoa, Arthropoda, Arachnida, Araneae, Uloboridae. The transcript has 11 exons.